Molecule: messenger RNA, 1372 nt
Organism: Sorex fumeus (smoky shrew)
Lineage: Eukaryota; Metazoa; Chordata; Mammalia; Eulipotyphla; Soricidae
Gene: TBC1D13
Product: TBC1 domain family member 13
Exons: 12
Coding region: 129-1331 (400 amino acids)
Biological process (GO): activation of GTPase activity; intracellular protein transport
Molecular function (GO): GTPase activator activity
Source: RefSeq, a predicted model, not a curated record
CGGAACGUGCGCGCCCGCGACUCCGUUUCCCUCCGGAGGCGUUUGCCCAGCGCCCCGCGUCCCUGGGGGGCGGCGGCGGCGGCGGCGGGCGGCGGCGGCGGCGGCGGGGGGAUCCGGAAGUCAACACCAUGUCGAGUCUGCACAAGAGCCGGAUUGCAGAUUUCCAGGAUGUCCUAAAGGAGCCCACGAUUGCCUUGGAGAAGCUUCGGGAACUUAGUUUUAGUGGCAUUCCCUGUGAGGGAGGACUGCGCUGCCUCUGCUGGAAGAUUCUCUUGAACUACCUCCCCUCGGAGCGAGCCUCGUGGGCCUCGGUCCUGGCCCGGCAGCGAGAGCUGUAUGCGCAGUUCCUGCGGGAAAUGAUCAUCCAGCCGGGCAUCGCCAAAGCCAACCUCGGGGUGUCCCGGGAGGACGUGACCUUCGAGGACCACCCCCUGAACCCCAACCCCGACAGCCGGUGGAACACCUACUUCAAGGACAACGAGGUGCUGCUGCAGAUCGAUAAGGACGUCCGACGGCUGUGUCCAGACAUCUCCUUCUUCCAGAGGCCCACCGAGUACCCGUGCCUCCUCAUCCUGGACCCCCAGAACGAGUUUGAGACCCUUCGAAAGCGUGUGGAGCAGACCACACUGAAGUCCCAGACCGUGGCCCGGAACCGGAGUGGGGUCACCAAUAUGAGCUCCCCACACCGGAACACCGCACCCGCCUCCCUGAGCGAGUACGCCGUGCUGCCCGCCGGCUCGGAGGCCCACUGGGAGGUGGUGGAGCGCAUCCUGUUCAUCUACGCCAAGCUCAACCCCGGCAUCGCCUACGUGCAGGGCAUGAACGAGAUAGUCGGGCCCCUCUACUACACCUUCGCCACCGACCCCAACAGCGAGUGGAAGGAGCACGCGGAGGCUGACACCUUCUUCUGCUUCACCAACCUCAUGGCCGAGAUCCGGGAUAACUUCAUCAAGAGCCUGGAUGACUCGCAGUGCGGCAUCAUCUACAAGAUGGAGAAGGUCUACUCCACGCUGAAGGAGAGGGACGUGGAGCUCUACCUGCGGCUGCAAGAGCAGAACAUCAAGCCCCAGUUCUUCGCCUUCCGCUGGCUGACGCUGCUGCUGUCCCAGGAGUUCCUGCUCCCCGACGUCAUCCGGAUCUGGGACUCCCUCUUCGCCGAUGACAGCCGCUUCGACUUCCUGCUCCUGGUCUGCUGCGCCAUGCUCAUCCUGAUCCGGGAGCAGCUGCUGGAGGGAGAUUUCACCGUCAACAUGCGGCUGCUGCAGGACUACCCCAUCGCUGACGUCUGCCGCAUCCUGCAGAAGGCCAAGGAGCUGCAAGACACGAAGUAGCAGGGUCGCCCCCAGGUUUGGACGAGAAGCCGCCACCCCCG